Magallana angulata is the source of this 4261-nucleotide messenger RNA. RefSeq lists its product as uncharacterized. Bases 121 to 3864 code for a protein of 1247 amino acids. Lineage: Eukaryota; Metazoa; Mollusca; Bivalvia; Ostreida; Ostreidae. The record is from RefSeq and is a predicted model, not a curated record. The transcript has 8 exons.
GGACCCACAGGUCACCGUCAGAAUUGUUUCCGACAGUCUUAGAAACCCGCGGAUAGCACUGCAUUGUGGGAUAGAUGCUGAGAGGAACACCCAAGAGUCUGUUUAUAUUGAAGUGAGACUAUGGGGAACCAGGCUCAGGGACCCAGGGUGUUCGCGGCUGAUGACGUACUUGACCAGGCCUCAGGGACGUUCGGGGAGGGAGCGGAUAUCCCCGUGGUCCCUCCAAAAAUAACCAAGGAGGAACUCCUCAAGCGAGUGGACUUUGCUUCUAUAGAUCAAACGGCUCUCAAGGCACCACCAGAGCUUCUAUUAGAGAAUUUCUGGGACAUCGCGGAUCACCUGGUGGUAUCCAAAAGCUUUAAAGUCAUUGACGACCUGUUUCGAAUCCGUGCUAUAUUUAGAUGGAUGACAUCAUUUGACGAAGAGAGCAUCAUAUCCCAAAUUCUUCCUCCAGAAAAUAGCCCUUUAGAGUACCUAAUAAAAAUACAAUCGGACUUCGGUGAUCAUGCCAAUCUACUCUAUGUCUUAUGUGUGUCUGCUAACAUUCCGUGUGUCGUGAUCAAUGGCGUUUCUAAGCACGGCUUCUAUGAGGUGGGUGAUCAGAUCAGGAAAGAAGUACUAGCGUCAAAAUGGAACGCGGUAUACGUGAACGGGGAGUGGCGCCUGAUCGACCCGUUCUGGGCCCACACCUCCAUCCCCUACGCCCAGUACCGGGACCAAAUCACCGUGGAUGAAAACGGGCAGAUAACUCUGUCGACCGAGAUGGGGGACACGGAGGGAGAACCCCGCCCGGUCAACGAGUUCUUUUACCUGUGUGACCCAGAAAAGUUCAUAUUUACUCAUUUUCCGGACGAGGAGCAAUGGCAACUCUUGGCCAAUCCUAUCACAGAGGAACGAUUCCAGGAGCAACCGUACUUCCGGGAACACUACCACCAUCUUGGUCUCAGCAUCAGUAAAGGAUUUUCCGACACCGACAACUGUAUCCUGCGGCCGGAUGGACGACCCUGUAAGAUUAGCUUUGAUUUACCGAGAGACAAGUCAUCAAAUCUUGAUUUCAAGUACUCAGUUACAGAGUUAGACGUAGAGGAAAAUACUGAUACCAGUGACCUUGACAAAUACGUGAUGAUGAGCAAAUCAAAAACCACGUUACAAUUUGGUGUAAGCUUUCCUUUCAUUGGUCGAUUCAGGCUGGACGUAUACGGCACUGAUAAUUCUAAAGACAGUCCAUUUAAUCUCAUGUUAUCAUAUUUAAUCCACUGUGGAGUGCCAGUCAAAGACUUUAAAGGAUUUCCCGAAGUCCCAGAACAUGGGUGGGGGCCACAUCCUCUCGCUGAAGAACUCGGGAUCGUUCCCAUAAGUCCAAAGUCAAGCGUUAUACAAACAGAAACUGGCAUCGUUGAAAUUCGGUUUCCAGCGUCCAAAGCCCGAGAAAUUAGCCACUGCUUGGGCUCCACCAAGUUUGAUGCUGCUACAAUGAGCAGACACGCGCUGGGUCGUUUGGACACAGUCCGACAGGAAUACUUCGUGUACGUGCGACUUCCGGAGCAAGGUGACUAUACUCUUAAAAUAUUUGCCGAUGUUGACGCAUUGCGUGGAAAGAUCCCUGACUCCACGGUUAUGACGUAUCUGAUCGAGUUCACUGGGGACGCCACUAACGAUCCUUAUCCGUUUAUUCUGGGAAGUCAAAUCGGCUCUAAAUUAGGAGCGUUUCAGUUGGAUGUAGAAGCUGUGGAUGAAAACAAUGGUGUUUUGAUGGCUUGGGAUGGAAAACUUGACUUAAAUUUAACGGCUAGUAAAGAUGCCGCCUUGUUUAGCGAAUUAUCUACAUCAAACCCAAUUGCUAAGAAGGUCAUGAGUGUCAAAGAUACAAAUGAGAAGGGCAACUGGAAAUUCAGUCUCAAAUUGCCAGUAGCUGGACUUUAUUCUUUGAAUCUUUUUGGAUGGAACGAGAAGGAGAAAAACAAAAAAGUGGAGGAGAUUUACAGUUUUCUGAUUCAGUCCACAGGAUCGCUGAGUAAAGAGGAACUGGAAAAACUGGCAAAAAAGGGUAAAGCCAGGAAAGGCGUAAAAGACAUGAAGUCUGGCUUUGAGAGAUCGAACACUGUCCUUGACAGUGAAUCCCAACUAGCCAAGGCUAGGACUGAUACAAAAACCAUUACCACAGAGAGGAUAUCCUCUGAGACAGGCGACAUGGCAAAGAGUAGACAACAGGCUGGCACUGAUGUAGACGUAUUCCCAAUCAGUGAUCAAUUUUCAACGAACGAUGGAUCCAGUACCAAUAAACCGCCGGCUUCCACGGGCUAUGGGCGACAACCAUCUCGGGGAAGUAUCAAAACAACCGGAAGUUUAGAUAAAACAGUAAACGGGACAAAACAACAGACGACACACAAUAACAAUAAUGAAAAACCUAAAAAUUCCUCUUCACAUGGGGGUAAAGAUUCGAAAAGUGACGGAAAGAGUUCCCCUCGAAAAGGUGUUCUGAAAAAGGGUGAUGACAAAACACUUUCAAAAAACAGAAAAGGCGUGUCCAUUGUAGAAGCUGAUAAAAAAGAUGAUGGUGUGAAGAAAAAGAAGAAAGAUGAUUUGGAUGUCCGAACAUUUCAAACAACAAAAAACAUUGUUAAAAUCAAUAUCGAACAUCCAAUUAAAUCUGUUUUUACAUCAAUGACUAAAACGGAUGCCAAUGACAAACCCGGUGACAAGGCAGCCGUGAUUAAAACUAAAGACGGGAUCGAGGUUCGAAUCCAAGGAUACGGCAGAUAUCAAGUGGAUGUCAUGAGUAAGGAGACUGGACCGCGCGUUAAAGUAGUGGGACGAUACACAGUCAUCCGGGUCCCUACCUCCAAUCCCAGCCAAGAUGAGUCCAUGUCCGAUUCUAAACUGUUUGAUGGAUUUGGCUUCGGUGGGAACGUGUUUGUCGACAGUGAUGAGGAGAUACCGACUAGAGAGGCAGAAAACAAACCGAAAACAUCCACAAAGAAGAACCAGUUGUCAGAUAAGGUGGAUUACGGGACGGUGGUCCCCGAUAACAGGUCAAUCAAAAGCACCGAUCUCCUGGACGAAAUCCUACAGGGACGAUUUACUGAUGCUACAAAUCGAGAGAUGAAGGCAAAAUUGAGAAAGGCCUUAAAAGUUAAAGACCUUGAUCUUAUAUUGAAAUAUCUGGAACUAUACCAAUCAACGUCCAAAACGAAAAGAGACACCAUUUUCCCGAAGGCCGUUAAGGAUGUCAUGAAGAAGAUUAAAGAUCAACAAAGACUAGUGCAGGAAUGCAAGAUGGAGACCCCGGUUCUGAUGGAUGAAACAAUCCAUGUCACCAAGACGCCUGAUGACGUCAGAGUGGUGGUGGUGCAUAAGAUCAUCGACAAAAUGACACGGAAGGAGAAGGUAACUCGAGUCACCCUGGAAAUCAACCAGAUCGCACUGACGGAAAUCAAGCAGUACGCUAACCCACCGGAAGGGGUGCACGAGUGCAUCAUGGCGACGCUUGUCCUGCUAGGAGACCAGCCGGAAGACUGCAAGGACUUCAGUGCAUGUCAGGGCCUUCUGUUUCGUACAGGACACUUGUACAUAAUGCGCAGAAUCACGCGCUUUAACAUUCAGAGUGUGCCUCGAGACCGCGUUGACUUUGUGAGCAGACUACUGAAGGACUUCAGUAUGUGGCAGAUCCUUGACGUCAGCAAAGGCGCCGCCGCCUUCUACAUGUGGGUGAAGGCCAUGCUGCAUGACAUCCAAAAAAGCCGUCCUCCGACCAGGGCUGUUUCCGGAAAAUCCACCCACUCCGUAAAACGUGUACCCCCGCGCCCCACACUCCUCCCAGAGUAUAUCAGCCGCAGGGACGGAACCGUAAUCCUCAAACUGUAGAAAAACCCGCUCAUUAAACGCACCGAGACUUACAGGCAGCAGUCUGAAGGAAGGUAGACCACUGAACGCACCAAGACAAACUCGUUGAGGAAUGUAGAGUCACUAUUACCCCCUCCCAGCACUUAGUCAGCAUAAGGAUCAUUAUCAUCUGGCAGAACUACAUUUUUAUUUAAUUUAUGGAAAGGAAGUAUGAAAGACGUGAUGAAUUAUCCAUCAAAAGACCUAAUAAUGACGUAUCUCUUCGACUGUGAUAUUAUACUUACAUGACAAUACAGUAUUUUAUUUAUAUCUGAUAUCAAAAAUUAUUUUCGUUGACAAACUAUUGUAAUUAAUUUCUGUUAUUAUGUUAUUGUCAUUGUCAUAAUUUUUAUGCAAAAGUAAAAUGCGCACGACUUAA